Molecule: messenger RNA, 987 nt
Organism: Hydatigera taeniaeformis
Lineage: Eukaryota; Metazoa; Platyhelminthes; Cestoda; Cyclophyllidea; Taeniidae
Source: the annotation of a GenBank genome assembly
AUGGAGUCGAAUUCGUUCGCUACGGCUCCUUCGACUGCUGGUGACGUCGCUCGCAUAGCCUGGGAACGCGCCAACGAGGUGAAUGAGAUUUCAGACGAGUAUCUCAAGUAUAAUGUUGCAGUGCAUCAGUCCAUAGUCAACGCUAAGCCCUGGACCAACGACCCGCACUAUUUUAAAUCCGUCAACAUUUCCGCCGUCGCUCUACUUAAGAUGCUUAUUCAUGCUCACUCUGGCGGAGUGUACGAGAUAAUGGGAAUACUGAUCGGUAAAGUUGCCCAUGAGACCAUGAUUGUUAUGGAUUCCUUUCCCUUGCCUGUACAGGGGACGGAGACUCGAGUCAAUGCACAGUCUGAAGCAUAUGAAUUUAUGGCCUUGUACACCGAGUUGGUUGCGAAGGUGGGUCGCCGCGAGAACGUGCUCGGAUGGUACCACUCUCAUCCUGGUUAUGGGUGCUGGCUCUCUGGAAUUGAUGUGUCCACUCAGCACACUAAUCAAACUUACCAAGAACCUUUCGUUGCCAUUGUAAUUGACCCAACCAGGACUGUUUCCUAUGGAAAGGUUAACCUGGGUGCGUUCCGCACCUACCCUGAAGGCUAUAAACCGCCAGAUGAGGGACCGUUAGAAUAUCAAUCUAUACCCAUGGAUAAGAUUGAGGACUUUGGAGUUCAUUGUAAGCGUUACUACUCGCUUGACGUGAGUUACUUUAAAUCAUCCCUGGAGAAGAACAUCAUUAACAUGUUGUGGAACAAAUAUUGGGUGAAUGCUCUCAAUUCUGACAGCACUAUUGCUCAAUCAAAUCACUUGACCGACCUAACGAGAGAUCUUGCUGAUAAGGUCGAGAACGCCGUUGAUCGGAUGAAUUCUGACAACGGACGACUCCAGGAUAAACUGGCUAAAUGCGCUAAGGAUGCAGCAAAAAUUUCACUGGAACAAGUUAAUGCCAUUGUUGGGCACAUGAUCAAAGAUGAUAUCUUCAAGGUUUAUUAA